AUGACCACAAGCGUGGAGCGGGCGUGCAUGCUGUGCGGCCGGGCCGAGGCUGACCCGGACACCUGCGGACCGCUACUGGAGGAAGAUGGGAUCCUUGUCCACGGCUUUUGCCUGUAUUUUGCCAACGAGCUCUUUCAAACGAGCUCACAUAUCACUACGGAAGGAUUUGUGUCAUUCCCGCUCACGGAUGUCAGACACACGAUCGAGCAGGCAGCACAGCGGCACUGCAUCGUGUGCAGCAACAGCGGGGCGACCAUCACCUGCCACGAGACUGGGUGUGACCGCAGUUUCCAUCUCCCCUGUUCCACCGCGGGUGAAUGCACCACCCAGUUCUUUGCUCCAUACAGGUCCUUCUGCUGGGAGCACCGGCCAGAGCAGGCAGCGGAGGCGGCUCCGGAGGAGAACACCACAUGCCUCAUCUGCCUGGACCCUGUGGGGGACAGAAAGUCCUACCACACCCUGGUGUGCCCAGUAUGCAAACAUGCCUGGUUCCACAGGGGCUGCAUCCAGCGACAGGCUAUGCACGAGGGCAUUCUGUGGUUCCAGUGCCCAGUCUGCAGAAACAGGGAUGACUUCUUGAUGGAAAUGCUCACUAUAGGGAUCCACGUCCCAGUAAGACUGCCAUGGUGGUACGGCCAGGAAAACGAGGAGCCCACUGAGACGCACAGCCGCUGCGAUGCCAGGGAGUGCUCUUGCCCAGACGGCAGGGAGCAUGUGGAGGAAGAGGGCCUUCUCCAGCGUCACCUCGGGGCUGGGCAGCACCAGCACCCGGAGCCAGGCGCCGUCGGGGCGCUCCCGCAGGGCUCGAGUGCUCCAGAGCAGCGGCAGGGCCAGCACUCGCGAGCUCCAGCCCUGCCGGGCCCUGCAGAUGCCAGUGCCCCUGCUCUCCUCGUCGGGCCCAAAGUCCUGACAGCCGGCCCAGAAGAUGCAGGACCUCAGGUGUGCUGUCCCAAAGUACUGGGCCCUGAUCUCCUUUCCCCAGCACAAUAA
This is a messenger RNA of Chaetura pelagica (chimney swift), 990 nucleotides long. Its product is annotated as G2/M phase-specific E3 ubiquitin-protein ligase-like. The transcript is spliced from 8 exons. The record is from RefSeq and is a predicted model, not a curated record. Gene Ontology annotation, cellular component: nucleus. NCBI's taxonomy places the organism in Eukaryota, Metazoa, Chordata, Aves, Apodiformes, Apodidae. The coding region runs from base 1 to 990 and encodes 329 amino acids.